Acanthosepion pharaonis is the source of this 1221-nucleotide messenger RNA. NCBI's taxonomy places the organism in Eukaryota, Metazoa, Mollusca, Cephalopoda, Sepiida, Sepiidae. The record is from the annotation of a GenBank genome assembly.
AUGAGAAAAGUGGUCUUAUUUCUUGUUCUCUCUCUUCCCUUUCUUUCAUUCAUUCAUUUGUUCAUUCUUUUGCUCGUUCGUUCGUUCUUUGUUUCAUUUUUCGUUUGUUCUUUUGCUAAGUCUUUCUUUCAUUUUUUUCUAUCUUUGGUUUUUCUUUCCAUCUUUGGUUUUUCUUUCCAUCUUUGGUUUUUCUUUCCAUCUUUGGUUUUUCUUUCCAUCUUUGGUUUUUCUUUCCAUCUUUGGUUUUUCUUUCCAUCUUUGGUUUUUCUUUCCAUCUUUGGUUUUUCUUUCUAUCUUUCCUUUCGUUUUUUUUUUUAUUCCUUUCGUCUUUCUUUCGUUUUUUUUUUUUUAUUUCUUUCAUUUUAUUUCUUUCUUUCAUUUUAUUUCUUUCUUUCGUUUCUUUUUCUUUCUUUCGUUUCUUUUUCUUUCCUUCGUUUCUUUUUCUUUUGUUUUUUCUUUCUUUCUUUCAUUCACUCUUUCACUUGUUCUUUUGUUUUUUUUUUGUUUUUUUUUCAUUUGUUCUUUUUUUCUAUCUACAUAGACCCUUUCUUGCCUCUGCCGUUUUUCUUCAUUUUUGACCCCCACCUUUUCUUGCCUCUGCCGUUCUUCAUUUUUGACCCCCACCUUUCUUGCCUCUGCCGUUCUUCAUUUUUGACCCCCACCUUUUCUUGCCCUCUGCCUUCUUUUUUGACCCCCCACCUUUCUUGCCUCUGCCGUUCUUCAUUUUUUGACCCCCACCUUUCUUGCCUCUGCUGUUCUUCAUUUUUGACCCCCCCACCUUUCUUGCCUCUGCCACCCCCACCUUUCUUGCCUCUGCCGUUCUUCAUUUUUGACCCCCACCUUUCUUGCCUCUGCCGUUCUUCAUUUUUGACCCCCACCUUUCUUGCCUCUGCUGUUCUUCAUUCUUGCGAGCUUGACCCCAACCUUUCUUGCCUCUGCUACUUUACUCUGCCCCCUUUCUUGCCUCUGCUACUUUACUCUGCCCCCUUUCUUGCCUCUGCUACUUUCUCUGCCCCCCCUUUCUUGCCUCUGCUACUUUACUCCCCCCCUUUUCUUGCCUCUGCCUGCUUUACUCUGCCCCCUUUCUUGCCUCUGCUACUUUACUCUGCCCCCUUUCUUGCCUCUGCUACUUUACUCUGCCCCCUUUCUUGCCUCUGCUACUUUACUCUGCCCCCUUUCUUGCCUCUGCCGUUCUUCAUGCUUACCUCCCCUCUUUCUUAG